Molecule: messenger RNA, 570 nt
Organism: Sinocyclocheilus rhinocerous
Lineage: Eukaryota; Metazoa; Chordata; Actinopteri; Cypriniformes; Cyprinidae
Product: ubiquinol-cytochrome-c reductase complex assembly factor 2-like
Exons: 3
Coding region: 7-369 (120 amino acids)
Biological process (GO): mitochondrial respiratory chain complex III assembly
Cellular component (GO): mitochondrial matrix
Source: RefSeq, a predicted model, not a curated record
CCCUCCAUGGCUUACAGAUUUUCAGCACAGUGCAGUUGUGAAACACGCUUAAACAUGGCUGCCACCAGAUACCGUCGAUUUCUAAAGCUGUGCGAGGAAUGGCCAAACGACGAAUCAAAGAAAGGGCGAGAUUUAGGAACAUUUUUACGCCAAAGAGUCGCUAGUGCUUUCCGAGAAGGCGAAAAUACGCAGUUUCCGAGGGCAAAAGAUACAAGUUUUACAGGUGUAACGGUGGAAGAGUGCAGAAUACUACUGGCAACAGGAAACAUGCAGCACACAGAUGAGGAGAAAAAGGGAUUGUGGAAGACACUAAUGGAGCGCUUCUCCUCCAAACCUGAAGAUGGAACUCCUGAAAAAGCUGAAAAAUAAUCAUCAUAUUGCACUGAUCUUAUUUAUUCCCCUUUGCUCUUUUUCAAAUAAAAGGAUUAAGGUGUGUAUGUAAAUCUUCACUUCUAACAGCUGUAGCUCUCUUCAUGUUGAUCAUGUCGAACAGAGACUUCCAAGAAGUAAAACUGAUUGUUUUAUUUCAGGGUGUCUGCGGGGUCUUAAAAAGUAUUAAAAGUUGAUAAA